AUGCUUCGCACAAUCCUCCUCGCUAGAACCGCCCCAAGUCCUGAGAACGCGCUCGCGCUCGAACAGUAUGCUCGAUGUCUUCAGUAUCUAAUGAAGGACAUGAGACUCAUUCAAGACGGAAUCAGUGAACCAUCUGACAGUCUCCUCAUCGGAACAGCAGCUCUCGCAUCUCAUGGAGAAUUACGAUCCAAGCGCAGCAUGGCGGCAGAUCCCAGGGUGCAGAUAUCACCAGUGGCCAAAACACAGAAUAUCGAUGUCUACAGCUCGGGACAGAUGGAACCUGUGCACAUGCAAGCCUUUUACUUGCUGGCUUCUCAACGAGGAGGGCUGCAAGCUUGUCAGCUGCACGGUCUGGCAGAUAUCCUCGAGAUAAUUGAUCUUUGUUUUGCUACCCGCGCACUAGCAAUCCCGCAAUUCGAGUCUCGCCAUACGACAUUCCUUGUGCAGCUCACCGGCACCUUUAACUUUGACGCUGAGGCUCAGGCAUUGCUGCAACGAUUCGGAGAAGCUUUUCUUGAGAGUGCCGAGUUGCAGCCUCUGCACUUGACAAUACAUCAUAUGCGAACGGUGGUGGCAGCUCUCGACCAAUAUGUGAGAGAAGGACAAAAGCCAGCUAGCCUUCCCAAGCUUCUACAGGCAAGGAAUGCUGUCCAGUAUCUCCUACUUUCUGUCUCUGCACGCAAGUCAGCCUCAGAUACGGCAGAUUGCUCGGUCGACAUGUGUCGACUGGGACUGCUCAUCUUCUCCAAUAUGGUGCUGUUCCCUUUGCCCACCGAGUCUGGUGUGGCUGAGAUGCUGGUAGGGGCGCUUCGCGGGCGCCUUCUAGAGAGCCAUGUGCUUGAGGGUCAUGUUGAUAUAUGGUCGCAGCGCUCCGAUCUUCUCACCUGGAUCGUCACCUUGGGGACGAUGGCAGCUACAUCCACAGCUUACUCCCAGUGGUAUACCCAAUACCUAGCAGACAUGAUGCCUGUAGGACACCUGCCAGGAUGGCAUCAUCUGGAAGAAACUGUGCUCUCCAAGUAUGCUUGGUGGAAAUACACUUGCAGCAAUUGGGGCGAGGGUAUUUGGUUGGAAAGUACGCUCAUCUGUGAAAGAAAUAAUAUGCAGAAGGCUAUAAGCGGUGUCAAGAAUGGCUUGAACAUAUAG
Molecule: messenger RNA, 1146 nt
Organism: Exophiala viscosa
Lineage: Eukaryota; Fungi; Ascomycota; Eurotiomycetes; Chaetothyriales; Herpotrichiellaceae
Exons: 2
Coding region: 1-1146 (381 amino acids)
Source: RefSeq, a predicted model, not a curated record